AUGCCAGUACCUACUCAACUUCCACAUAAAUAUCAUGACGAAAUCAAUGAAAAUGGAUUCACAAUAAUUGAAAAUUUCUUGACACCAGAAGAAAUAGAAAAAUAUACAAAAGCAAGUGAAAUAAUAGUUGAUAUGGCUCGAAAAGGAGAUAUACAAACUGUACGUACAAGAGGAAAACAAUAUCCACCAUGGCCUAAAAAUUUUAAUCCUGAUAUAUGGGGUGUUUCAGGAUUAUUACAUCCAAACUUAGGUGAAAAAUCGUAUCCUUUCCAUGACUUGUAUGCUGAUGAUAAAAUGUUAAAUGUUGUUUCUGAUAUUUUACAAAUUCAAACAAAUGAAAUAUCUAUGGAAUUAUUAAAUAUGUUAAUUAAUCCAUUAACUGAUUUUGAAUUAGAUUGGCAUAGAGAUACUAUAAAACCUGAAGUUUCACCAGAAGAAGAAGCUAAAGAUUUAUUAACUUACCCAUUUGCUGGAGCUCAAUUUAAUUUAAGUUUAACUCAUGAUGAUUGUUUAAUAGUUAUACCUAAAUCUCAUAAUAGAAUUAGAACAGAUGAAGAAAGAUCCAAAACAAUUGAUUCAUUAAGAAGAAAAGAAUUUAUUACAAAUCAAAUAAUAGUUAAUUUAAAUCCAGGUGAUUUAGUAUUUUAUAAUAAUAAUAUUUUACAUCGAGCUGCUUAUAAAUCUAAAAAUAAAAGAUUAACUAUACAUGGUUCUUAUGGUAAUGUUAGAUUUGGAAAAUCAAGAGCAAAAGGUAUAUUACAACAUGGAGUUGCUGAAUGGUUACCUAUUUUAAAAUCUCAAAAUGAAAAUUUAAAAAUGUUAAAAUCAAAAUUAGUUGAUUUAGCUAAUGAAUUUGAAGGUAUUGAUCUAGGAUAUGCAUUGGAAGGUUGA
Lodderomyces jiufengensis is the source of this 891-nucleotide messenger RNA. RefSeq lists its product as uncharacterized. The record is from RefSeq and is a predicted model, not a curated record. Lineage: Eukaryota; Fungi; Ascomycota; Pichiomycetes; Serinales; Debaryomycetaceae. Bases 1 to 891 code for a protein of 296 amino acids. The transcript has a single exon.